AUGAAGAAGUUGACAAAGGCGUUUGGUCUUCCUGUUCUGAAGAUUGAUGUUUGUGAAGAUAACUGCAUGUUAUUUUGGAAGGAAGAUAAAGAUUUGGUGGUGUGUCGAUUUUGCGGGAAAGAUAGAUAUCACCAGAACCAUGGAAAGGGGAAAAAGCGGCCCAAACAAAGAAUGUUUUACAUGCCUAUUACGGAGAGGUUGAAGCGAUUGUACCAACUUGAAGAAACUGCAGCACAAAUGCGAUGGCACGCAGAACAUGAGUCGCCCGAAGGAGAAAUGCAUCACCCUUCUGAUGGAGCAGCUUGGAAGCAUUUUAACAAGGUAUAUCCUGAUUUCACUGAAGAAAGUCGGAAUAUAUAUCUAGGCUUAGCAACAGAUGGAUUUAACCCAGUUGGUAUGAGUGGUGAAGCACACUCGGUCUGGCCAGUAAUUGUUACUCCGUAUAACUUACCUCCUGGGAUGUGUAUGAAAAGAGAAUAUUUCUUUUUAUCCGUCCUAGUUCCCGGGCCAAGACAUCCAAAGAAGAGCAUUGAUAUAUAUCUGCAGCCGCUAAUUGAAGAAUUGCAAAGUUUAUGGAGUCACGGGGCAGAAACAUACGAUAUCUCGAGAAAGGAAACAUUCACGAUGCGAGCCGCAUUAAUGUGGACAAUUAAUGACUUUCCUGCUUAUGGCAUGAUGUCAGGUUGGAUGACUCAUGGUCGUUUAGCUUGUCCAUAUUGUCUCGAUGAUACAAAGUCAUUUUGGUUGAAACACAGAAGGAAGCAUAGCUGGUUUGAUUGUCAUCGAAUGUUUCUACCUAAAGAGCAUCCUUACAGGAGAAAUGUCCAAGCGUUUCGAAGGGGGAAGACAAUAAGUGAUGAUCCUCCACCAUGGUUGACGGGAGAAGAAAUUCGCUAUGAAAGAAUCAACAACAUCGUUGGGCUGAAGAAAACGGUUGAAUGUGGAGGUAACGGACACGAGAAACCUGGAAGUAACAUAGAAGGCUACGGAAAAUAUCACAAUUGGGUGAAGAAGAGUAUCUUUUGGGAAUUACCGUAUUGGGAAAACCUUCUUCUUCGCCACAACGUUGACUUCAUGCACGUUGAGAAGAAUUUCUUUGAUAAUCUUAUUAACACGGUGCUUAAUGUUCCUGGGAAGACUAAAGAUAAUGCAAAGUCGAGGAUGGAUCUACCUGAUUUGUGCAGAAGGCAAGAGUUACAUAUCAAAGAUGAUGGAAAGAUGCCGGUCCCGAUAUUUCGGUUGUCAAAGGAAGAAAAAAAAGAAUUCUUGCGAUGGUUGAAGGAAGAUAUAAAAUUUCCAGAUGGGUAUGCUUCAAAGUUUAGUAGAUGUAUAGAUGAGACGAAUUCGAAGCUUUUAGGCCUAAAAAGUCAUGAUUGCCAUGUCAUCAUGCAACGGCUUCUCCCAUUUGCGUUUAAGGAGUUACUUCCAAAAAAUGUCCACAUCGCAAUUUCAGAAAUCGCACUCUUCUUUCGGGAUAUCUCUGCAAAAGUACUAAAAGAAGAAGAUGUCGCCAUUUUAAAAGAAAACAUUGCGGUGAAGCUUUGUAAUUUGGAAAAGAUUUUCCCACCUUCGUUUUUUGAUGUUAUGGAGCAUCUCGUUAUGCAUUUGCCAGAUGAAGCUGCUCUAGGUGGUCCAGUGCAAUAUAGAUGGAUGUAUCCUUUCGAGAGAUACAUGUACCAUCUGAAGAAAAAGGUUAGAAAUAAGGCACAUAUUGCAGGUUCCAUUAUUUUCCAAUGUCUUACCGAGGAGAUUUCUAGAGCUUCUGCACAUCACUUUGGAAAUCCAGAAGUGCCUGCUACCGUUUUGCAACCUGGAGAUAUUCGCUUUACAUAUCAUGAUCCAGAUGUGCCAAAUAUGUUUUACCAUGAAGGUCGAGUUAGUGGAAAAAUGGAGCAGAGGCAUCUAACCGAUGAUGACUAUAAUGUGUUACAAACGUUUUUGAUGCUCAAUUGUCCUGCAUUUGAGCCCUACGAAAGGAUGUUUGAGGAGUUUAUGAUGGACAACAACCCAAAUAUAUGUGGUGAUGAUCUACAAAUAGCGAAAGACAACCACUAUGCGGAAUGGGUGAAAAACUAUGUUAACAAAGCGAACACUGACUAUUACGGCUUGAUUGAGGAGAUAAUGAUGGUUGAGUAUUCUGGUUCUGUUGGGCUUAAAGCCAUGGUUUUUAAAUGUAAGUGGUUUGAUACAAUUGUGGGUCGGGGGAUUCGAAAACAUAAAUCGGGAAUCGUUGAUGUGUCUCCGCGCUGGCAGUACGAGAAAUACGAUCCAUUUAUCUUAUCUGGUAAUUGUGAUCAAGUUUGUUUCAUUCCUUAUCCGCGGGUUCGAGGCACAUCAGCAAACGAUUGGUGGGCAUGUACGAAAGUUGUGCCUAGAGGGGUUCGAGAAACUUCUGAAGAUGCUCUUACUGCGCUACAAGAUGAUACACACGACCAAGUUGUUGCACCAAGUGAAAUGUUACGAUUUGAAACUUAUGUUGUGGAAGAUGAUUCAGAUUAUGAUUCUACGCCGGUUGUUCCGCCCAAUGACGAAUAUGUUUCUGAAGAUGAGAUAGAACCGGCAUGUACCGAUUCUGAUUCAGGGUCUGAUUCAAGUUCUUAG
This is a messenger RNA of Brassica napus (rape), 2601 nucleotides long. RefSeq lists its product as uncharacterized. The record is from RefSeq and is a predicted model, not a curated record. The transcript has 5 exons. Lineage: Eukaryota; Viridiplantae; Streptophyta; Magnoliopsida; Brassicales; Brassicaceae. Bases 1 to 2601 code for a protein of 866 amino acids.